This is a messenger RNA of Rangifer tarandus platyrhynchus (Svalbard reindeer), 2043 nucleotides long. Lineage: Eukaryota; Metazoa; Chordata; Mammalia; Artiodactyla; Cervidae. The record is from the annotation of a GenBank genome assembly.
AUGCCAGAGUCUCGUUCGUUAUCGGAAUUAACCAGACAAAUCGCUCCACCAACUAAGAACGGCCAUGCACCACCACCCACGGAAUCGAGAAAGAGCUAUCAAUCUGUCAAUCCUGUCCGUGUCCGGGCCGGCCCGCCCGCCCCGGCGGCCCCGGGAGCCGGGCCGGGGACGCCCACGGGCCAGGCCACACCGGGAACGGCCGACGCGCCCUCAAGAGCCCGUCCGUCCGCCCGCCCCAGAGGGGCGGGGGAUGCCGGGCGGCGAAGACACGGCGACCGGCCCGCGGUGGGCGGACCGGGGACCCGACCGGCGCUCGGGAGAGCGCGUCGGAGCGGGGGGCGCGGCGGGGGGGUGUGCUGGUGGGUGGGUGGGGUGGGGGCGGUGGGAGGGGGUCACGGGUGCUUCCCCCCUCGCCCAGCCCGCGACGACGUCGGCGGACAGGCGGCGGCGGCAAAGCGGGCAACGGAUCGGGGCCGCGGCAGGCCCGGGGAAGCGAGGCACACCAGGGCGCGGCCCCGGGGAGCAGCAGAUGGGGAGCGGACCGGGGCGGACGGGCGGACGGACAGAGAGGGGCACCGGCGGUGUGCGGCCACGGGCUGCGGGACGGGGGCGAGGGCGCCGUCCCGGGGACCAGGAAACACCGGGACACAGCCGGGCCACCAGGAAAACCAGCGCGGGGUCACACCGCCACCCACGCACGAGGGCGGUCCCGCGACGCCUGGGACGCCGGCCGUUCCCGGCCAAUCCCUGGAGCGGGCCCCACACCCCGGCCCCGCCGCCAGGGCCGGCACCGGGCCCACCACACCACCACCGGCUGUGGCUCGGGGGCGAGGGCGGGCGCGACAGGCUCCUCCUCACCACAGCUGCGGGGCUGGGGGAGCCGGGGCCGACCGGGCGUCGCGCCCCGACCACCCCCUUUCCCCCUGGGCUCACACCGCGGGGCCGGCCGCGCGCACACAGCACACACGCACGGCCCCCCCCCACUCACCAGACACCCGGCGGGGCCCAGCGGGACCCUCCCCCAACUCGGAGGGGGGAGGCGCAGGCCGCAGUAGGCAACAAGCGGCACGCGGCCCCACCGCGGGGCCGGCGCAACCAUCACCCCCCCCCCCUUCCCACGGAGGGGAGGGGGGGGCUUUUCUGCCCACGUGCUCUGGCAGUCGCCACGGGCGGGGGUCGUCCCAGCCACCACCGGCUGCCCGCAGCGGGGAGCGCAGAGUCAUCAAUCAAAUCAAAGACCCACACCGCCUCGCCCCACCGCCCUCGGGCCGCCCUGGGACCAGAGGUGGCACCACGAGCCGGGUCGGCCAGACACACCACACGGGAGCCGGCGCACAGGGCCCAGGCGGGCGGCUCCAGCGGCAGAGGCCAAAUCAGGCGCCGGCUGGCGGCCCAAAGGCCCAGAGCCCCGCGUGCAUCCAGAGACCCAAAGUUCUCGGCGGCAGACACCAAAGCAGACCGUGUCAGCACUUACCUGUCGGAUUCCCCUGGUCCGCACCAGUUCUAAGUCGGCUGCUAGGCGCCGGCCGAGGCGAGGCGCCGCGCGGAACCGCGGCCCCGGGGGCGCACCCGGCGGGGGGGACCGGCGCGCCCGCCGCCGCGGGCCGCGAGGGGCGGCGGGGCGGCGGGGGUGUGGCGCGGCGCGCGGCCGCCGGCGGGGUGGCGGGCGGGGAGGGGGGGGAGGCGGGAGCCCCCCGCCCCGACCCGGCGCCCGCGCGCCGCCGCCGACGGCCGGCGGGCGCACACACGCACCGCACGCGCCCCGGCCCCGCGCGCGCGGCGGGGGCGCGCCGGCGCCCGCCGGGCUCCCCGGGGGCGGCCGCGACGCCCGCCGCAGCUGGGGCGAUCCACGGGAAGGGCCCGGCUCGCGUCCAGAGUCGCCGCCGCCGCCGGCCCCCCGGGUGCCCGGGCCCCCGCGGGGGGACCGCCCCCGCCACCGGGGCCCCGGCCGCUCCCGGCCCCGGCCCCCCCGGUCCCGCCGCCCCCCCACCCGCCCCCCGCGGAGGGGGGAGGCGGGGGGGCGGGAGGAGAGCGGGGGGCGGG